AUGAAGACAGUGGCGAUUCUGAUGCUCGUGGCGACGGCCAAUGCGGUGGUCGACCCGGUGCAACAACGUGACCAAGCGACAGCUGCUGAACCAAUUGGGGAUCUACGAGCGGCCGAGAGCGCCAAGGAGUGGCGUUGGGGCGGGGGCUAUUGGGGGGGUGGAGACGAGAUGCUGUCCAUUGCGACCCAACUGCUGGGCACCCCACCCCCUGCACCACACCCGCAGAAUCCAUCGACGUCCUCGAGACACUAG
This is a messenger RNA of Aphanomyces astaci, 252 nucleotides long. RefSeq lists its product as hypothetical. The coding region runs from base 1 to 252 and encodes 83 amino acids. The transcript has 2 exons. Lineage: Eukaryota; Oomycota; Saprolegniomycetes; Saprolegniales; Verrucalvaceae. The record is from RefSeq and is a predicted model, not a curated record.